Messenger RNA from Aplosporella prunicola CBS 121167, 1834 nucleotides. RefSeq lists its product as uncharacterized. The transcript has 3 exons. Gene Ontology annotation, cellular component: mitochondrion. The record is from RefSeq and is a predicted model, not a curated record. Bases 329 to 1372 code for a protein of 347 amino acids. Lineage: Eukaryota; Fungi; Ascomycota; Dothideomycetes; Botryosphaeriales; Aplosporellaceae. Gene Ontology annotation, molecular function: alternative oxidase activity. Gene Ontology annotation, biological process: alternative respiration.
CGCAUGCCAACGGCAGCCUGUGCGCCAAUGCCGCACACCUUUAGGAGCUGCGGCGGUGACUGAGUAGGAGCCCAGCCGGAUUGUCUUCGUGCUCCCCUAGGUUGGUGAUUGAACGGCUGGCCUCGUGCACCGUCAUAGUGUCUUUCACCCUCAUCAAUGCCAUGUAUAAAUUUCCUUCGACCCAAGGCAUCCUUUUUUCCUUGUCCCACAUCCACAACAAAGGCAAAGCCACUACCUCUCCAUCCACCUUCCAACCGAAUUCUCCAUUGAAUUCUCCAUUUCCACUUUCCACAAAACACUUCUUCUUUUACAUACACACUUCUACCAGAUGUACACAACGAGAGUAGCAAGCACCUACUCGGCCCGCCCCGCCGCCCAGGCACUCAAGGCCCUCAAUGGCCUGUCUCGGUCGGCCGUCACCGUAGUGACCCAUCGCCCAGGCCUCAUCGCCAUCCAGCAGCAGCCCUGGACGACAAGCAAGCGCCACUUCUCCGCGACGCCGCAGACACAGAUCCGCGAGUUCUUCCCGGAGAAGGAGACGGACAAGGUCCGCAAGACGGAGGCCGCAUGGGCGCAUCCGAUCUACACGCCGGAGCAGAUGAAGGCGGUCACGGUGGCGCACCGUGACAUGCGUAACUGGUCCGACUAUGUCGCGAUGACCAUGGUGCGCAUCCUGCGCUGGGGACUUGAUCUGGCGUCCGGUUAUCGCCACGGCACGCCCGACAAGCCUUUCCAUAUGACGGAGCGCAAGUACAUGGUCCGCAACGUCUUCCUUGAGAGCGUGGCCGGCGUUCCGGGCAUGGUCGCCGGUGUCCUGCGCCACUUGCACAGUAUGCGCCGCAUGAAGCGUGACAACGGAUGGAUCGAGACCCUUCUCGAGGAAUCCUACAACGAGCGCAUGCACCUCCUCACCUUCCUCAAGAUGGCCGAGCCGGGCUGGUUCAUGCGCGUGAUGGUACUCGGCGCGCAAGGCGUCUUCUUCAACGCCCUGUUCAUCUCGUACCUGAUGUCGCCACGCACCACGCACCGCUUCAUCGGAUACCUGGAAGAGGAGGCAGUGCUGACGUACACGCGCGAGAUCGAGGACCUCGACGCCGGCCUCUUGCCCAAGUGGGAGAAGAUGCAGGCGCCCGACAUCGCCGUCGACUACUGGAAGAUGCCCGAGGGCCACCGCUCCAUGCGCGACCUGCUCAUGUACAUCCGCGCUGACGAGGCUAAGCACCGCGAGGUCAACCACACGCUUGGAAACUUGGACCAGAAGAACGACCCGAACCCCUUCGUUGCCGAGUACAAGGACAAGACGAAGCCGCAUCCCGGCAAGGGCAUCCAGUACUUGAAGGCUACCGGCUGGGAGAGGGAGGAGAUCAUCUGAGUGCCGUUACUGAAUCGGAACGGUAAUUUCAACACUUGUGUUAUUUGAUUUCAAACGACGGGCGUAAAAGGAUUGGGAUUUGUACUUAAGAUACUCCACUCACGGCUUGGGCAUGGCAUGGCGCAGGCGUUGGGAAGAAGGCUUUGUUUUUUCCUUGCCAUUGUUCUUCCGGCAAUGUCGCCACUAGCGGUGGAAUUUAGAGCUGCAGCAUUCGCUAGCACACAACACUUUGCAUUUCCCGGGGGUUUCUGUUUUUCUUUGUGCUCGAGCACACAGCAUCCGACUCUAGUCCGCGAUUAGAAGCACCGAGCUUACGAGCAUGCUUCGUCGUGCACACGCUAGACGUAACGGACCGGUUGCUGACUUCUGUACGAUGGGAUGGCUUUAACAAUACGAGUGGAAUGCGGACGGAUACGGUACCAGGCUUUCACUUCGAAGACAAUACGCUGGCCGUAAUUGGAC